UUUUGACAGUUCAAUUUAGUACAGUCAGUUGGGGAGUGAAAUAGUUCUUAUAAAAAUUUAAAAAAACCACAAUGACUACAUACUUCCAGUACCCCACCCCCGAAGUCCAGGAGGAGCUCAAGAAGAUCGCUCAAGCGAUCGUAUUACCUGGAAAGGGUAUUCUGGCAGCUGACGAGUCUACCGGUACUAUGGGCAAGCGUCUGCAAGACAUUGGCGUUGAGAACACUGAAGAAAACCGCCGCAAGUACCGCCAGCUCCUCUUCAGCUCAGACCCAGCUCUCUCCGAGAACAUUUCUGGUGUGAUCCUCUUCCACGAGACCCUCUACCAGAAGGCCGAUGACGGUACCCCUCUCGUAUCUUUGUUGGAGAAGCGUGGAAUCAUUCCCGGUAUCAAGGUCGACAAGGGUGUCGUACCUCUAUUCGGCUCUGAGGACGAAUGCACUACCCAGGGUUUGGAUGACUUAGCCCAGCGUUGUGCUCAAUACAAGAAGGAUGGCUGCCACUUCGCCAAGUGGCGUUGUGUGCUCAAGAUCGGUCGUAACACUCCCUCCUACCAGGCCAUCUUGGAGAAUGCUAACGUUCUAGCUCGCUAUGCUUCAAUCUGCCAGAGCCAGCGUAUCGUCCCCAUUGUCGAACCCGAAGUACUUCCUGAUGGUGAACAUGACUUGGACCGCGCCCAGAAGGUCACCGAAACCGUAUUGGCCGCCGUAUACAAGGCUCUCAACGACCACCACGUCUUCCUUGAGGGUACUCUCCUCAAGCCUAACAUGGUAACCGCUGGCCAGCAAUGCAAGAAGUCCUACACUCCAACGGACAUCGGCCGCGCCACCGUCACCGCACUCCUUAGGACCGUACCCGCUGCUGUUCCCGGAGUAACAUUCCUUUCUGGUGGACAAUCCGAGGAAGAGGCUUCUGUGAACUUGAACGCCAUCAACACCGUCGACCUGAAGAGGCCGUGGGCACUCACCUUCAGCUACGGUCGCGCCCUACAGGCCUCCGUACUCCGCGCUUGGGGAGGCAAACAAGAGAAUGUUCUUGCUGGACAACAGGAACUUUUGAAGCGUGCUAAGGCCAAUGGUAAUGCGUCCCAGGGUAAAUACGUCGCUGGAUCCGUAACAGGUGUGGGCGCUGACGCCGGUCUUUUCGUUGCUAACCACGCAUACUAAACACGUAUUAUACCAACACAAUACAAGUGACAUUACAAGUGGAUUCAAUAAUAAUUCCACUUACCCACAAUAGAAAUAAACAUGAACUUUCAACUCAUACAUAAAAACAGGAAUUAUAAUAGUUAAAAAAGUUACCAGCUAUAAAAAAAAAAAAAACAUACAAAUAAACAUAUGGUUAUCUAUGCAAACAUUUGACAGUGAUAGACAAAAAUGCCCGCCAUUUAAAAUCAGAAACUGCUGUUUGGCGCGGAAAUUAAAUAAAAAUUGCGCCGAAGUUCAUGUAUUGGUGUUUUUAAUAUUAGUUUUUAGUAAUAUAACGCUAGACGUCAAAUAUUAUUGCCAAUUGGCAUUCAUUGCUUAGAAUUUAAUGAUGAAUUAUAUUUAUUUUUAAAUUGGAGAUUAAUAGAUAAAAGAAAUUAGGUAGUUAUGAGUAUUAUCGUAAUUUAGUAUUGUCACUAGUAAAUUAUAAUUAGACAUAUAGAUGCUUAAUGUGUCGUUGAAACAAACUUUUAUUGAAAAUAAUAAAUCAUACAAUAAAUAAUAUUUUUUUAAUAAUCAAUGUGACAGUUUUAUGACUAUUUAUGUAAAAUAUUAUUUAAUAAUAUUUCUACUUUAGUUUUGUAAUGUAUUUUGAUAUUUUAAGAGUAAAAUAUAAUAAAAUAGUCGUGUUACUCACUUUAC
Molecule: messenger RNA, 1847 nt
Organism: Melitaea cinxia (Glanville fritillary)
Lineage: Eukaryota; Metazoa; Arthropoda; Insecta; Lepidoptera; Nymphalidae
Gene: Ald1
Product: fructose-bisphosphate aldolase-like
Exons: 9
Coding region: 72-1166 (364 amino acids)
Biological process (GO): glycolytic process; fructose 1,6-bisphosphate metabolic process
Cellular component (GO): cytosol
Molecular function (GO): fructose-bisphosphate aldolase activity
Source: RefSeq, a predicted model, not a curated record